CCCACUCACCUCCUUCUCCUUCCCCUUUUCAUCUCUCUCUAUACCUCUUAAUUUCAUCUUUCAAUCUCUCUAAUGGUGCUCCACCUCCUGCCCUCUUUAUAUACACACUAAAAAACACUCACAAAACCCUAAAACACACACACACAUACAAAACCCUAAAAAAACACAAACACAGAGAUAUAAUACACAGCAUUGGCUCUGUUUUUACUUCUGACUGAUUGGGUACUUGUUAAACCUCUGAUACUUAUUGCUCUCUGCAAGCUUUUCUGUGUAAGAAAAUUACUUGAAGCAAGAGCUUUCGAAAAAUGGCGCCCAAGAAUGGACGUGGGAAGACCAAGGGAGAUAAGAAGAAGAAGGAAGAGAAGGUUCUACCAGUUGUUGUGGAUAUAACUGUGAAUCUUCCUGAUGAUACCCAUGUUAUAUUGAAGGGAAUAUCGACAGAUAGAGUUAUAGAUAUUCGUCGACUAUUAUCCGUGAAUACAGUAACAUGCAACAUCACAAAUUUUUCGCUCUCUCACGAGGUAAGAGGCCCACGAUUGAAAGAUACGGUGGACGUUGCAGCAUUGAAGCCAUGCACGCUCAAUCUCAUUGAGGAGGACUACGACGUUGAAACCGCCACAGCACAUGUCAGACGACUGUUGGACAUCAUUGCCUGCACGACGUCGUUUGGUCCGUCGUCGGUGGUCAAGGAGGAUUUUGGCAUUAAUGUGCCGGAAACCAAGACCGGAAAGAAGACGAGCAAAUCACAACAAACCAAUAAGCGGUCCUCGAGUCUGCCGACUUUGACUCCUCCAUCGCAACAGCCGCAGUCGAAAGAUGUCUCCGUGGAUGGAGAGGGAGAGCUGAGCAAUUCGUGUCCCAAGCUUGGUAGCUUUUACGAAUUCUUCUCCCUCUCUCACCUCACUCCUCCUAUCCAGUAUGUAAGGAGGGCAACACGGCAAAAUGAAGAUGACAUUUUAAUUGAUGAUCAUCUGUUCUCGCUUGAAGUGAAGUUGUGCCAUGGAAAACCUGCCCAUAUAGAAGUCUAUCGAAAAGGAUUUUGCAGCAUCGGGAAGCAACGAAUUUUAUGUCACAACCUUGUUGAUUUGUUGCGGCGACUUAGCAGAGCAUUUGAGAAUGCUUAUGAGGACCUCAUUAAAGCAUUUACAGAAAGGAAUAAGUUUGGAAAUCUCCCGUAUGGGUUCAGAGCCAAUACAUGGCUUAUACCUCCUGUUGCAGCACAAGUGCCUUCAGUUUUCCCACCUCUUCCUGUAGAGGAUGAAAGUUGGGGAGGAAAUGGGGGUGGUCUGGGAAGGGAUGGAAAAAGUGAUUUGCAUCCUUGGGCUAGUGAAUUCAUGUAUGUUGCAUCUAUGUCUUGCAAAACUGUAGAAGAUAGGCAGAUUCGAGACAGGAAAGCUUUCCUAUUGCAUAGCUUAUAUGUCGAUGUUGCCAUCUUCAAAGCCAUUUUAGCCAUUCGACACAUAAUGGAAAACCCAAACAUAAAUCAUUCUAAUUUAAGUGGUGAUGAUGACAUUAUACAUACGGAGAGCAUCGGGGACUUGAGAAUCAGAGUAUUUAAGGAUACUCCUGAUGCUAGCUGCAAAAUAGAUACAAAGAUUGAUGGCUCGCAGGCAACUGGGGUGGAGAAAGAAAAUUUGGUGGAGAGAAACCUACUGAAAGGGAUCACUGCUGAUGAGAACACUGCUGCUCAUGAUAUAGCUACUCUUGGUGUUGUGAAUGUAAGGUAUUGUGGUUAUACUGCUGUCGUGAAAGUUGAGGAGAGAAAAGAUGACAAGAAACAUUCUCCAUUGCCAUACAUUGAGCUUCUCGAUCAGCCUGAUGGAGGAGCAUGCGCCCUCAAUAUCAACAGUUUGAGGUUGCUGCUACAUAAAAAAACAAGUAGCAUUCUUCCUAAUCUGAAAAGAUCUGAAGGCCAAGAGCUCGUUACUUCUCGAGUCCUUGUGGAGAAACUAUUAAAGGAGAGUUUAAUGAAGCUUCAGGAAGAGUGUGUUGAAUGUGACAAGUUUACAAGAUGGGAACUUGGAGCUUGCUGGAUACAACAUUUACAAGAUCAACAGAAAACAGAAAAAGACAAGAAAGCUUCUACAGAAAAGGUGAAGGUUGAAGGGCUCGGGACAUCUCUUCGAUCUUUAAAAAACAAGAAAAAAGAUUUGGAGGGGAGCACAAAAGUUGUUGACGUUGUGAAUGGGGAAGUUGAGAAUUCUGUGUUGGAAUUUGCUGUAGAAUCUCCCAACUCAGAUGAAAAUGAGAAGGCUUUAAAAAAAUUGUUAUCUGAUGCUGCUUUUACUCGGCUUAAAGAGUCAGAAACUGGGCUCCACUGCAAGUCUUUGCUGGAGCUGAUUAACCAAUCUCAAAAAUAUUACAACGAAGUUGCUCUUCCAAAAUUGGUUGCAGAUUUUGGUUCUUUAGAACUAUCACCAGUUGAUGGACGAACUCUAACUGAUUUUAUGCACACACGAGGUCUCCGCAUGCGUUCUUUAGGACAAGUGGUUAAGUUGUCAGAAAAAUUAUCACAUGUGCAAUCUCUAUGUAUACAUGAGAUGAUAGUACGAGCUUUUAAGCACAUUAUACAGGCAGUGAUUGCUGCUGUUUCUAAACCAGAGGAAAUGGCUGCUGGAAUUGCUGCUGCACUGAAUCUGAUGCUUGGGGUUCCUGAAAGUAAACAAUCUUGUGUUGAUUCUGUAACAAAGACAUGGCUAGAAGUUUUCUUGAAGAAGCGAUUUGACUGGGAUCUUGCCAGCUUUAACUACACACAACUUAGAAAAAUUGCUAUACUACGUGGGUUAUGCCAUAAGGUUGGCAUUGAGCUGGUUCCAAGAGAUUUUGAUAUGAACUCUCCCCAGCCUUUCAAAAAGGAGGACAUCAUCAGCUUAGUACCAGUGCAUAAGCAAGCAGCAUGCUCGUCUGCUGAUGGACGCCAACUCCUGGAAUCAUCAAAAACUGCCCUCGACAAGGGAAAGUUGGAAGAUGCGGUUAGCUAUGGGACAAAGGCUCUUGCAAAGCUAGUUGCGGUGUGUGGUCCCUAUCACCGAAUAACUGCAGGAGCUUACAGUCUCCUUGCUGUGGUUUUGUAUCACACUGGGGACUUCAACCAGGCCACAAUCUACCAACAAAAAGCUUUGGACAUCAAUGAGAGAGAACUGGGAUUAGAUCAUCCAGAUACCAUGAAAAGCUAUGGGGAUCUUGCUGUGUUCUACUAUCGCCUUCAACAUACAGAGUUGGCUCUCAAGUAUGUAAAACGAGCAUUGUAUUUGCUACAUCUUACAUGUGGCCCAUCACAUCCAAAUACGGCUGCCACGUACAUCAAUGUAGCUAUGAUGGAGGAAGGUCUGGGAAAUGUCCAUGUCGCCCUCCGAUAUCUGCAUAAAGCUCUCAAGUGCAACCAAACGUUACUUGGGCCAGACCAUAUCCAGACUGCUGCAAGUUACCAUGCAAUCGCAAUUGCUCUCUCUUUAAUGGAAGCUUAUCCUCUGAGUGUUCAACAUGAACAAACAACCUUGCAGAUACUACGCGCAAAACUUGGCCCAGAUGAUCUACGCACACAGGAUGCUGCUGCUUGGCUCGAGUAUUUUGAAUCCAAGGCUCUUGAACAGCAAGAAGCUGCAAGAAAUGGGACUCGGAAACCCGAUGCAUCCAUAGCUAGCAAAGGCCAUCUUAGUGUAUCGGAUUUGCUUGACUAUAUCAAUCCAAGUCAUGAUGGACAAGGGACUGAUGGUAUGGGUUUAAAACGUAAAACCUAUAUCCAUAAGUUGAAGGGAAAAAGCAACCAAACCUUGGAGGUGGCAAAUGUUGACGAGGCAUCUCCAAAAGAUCUUCUGAAAGAAGUUACAGAUGAAGAGAAACAAGAGGCAACCCUUGAACAUGAGAUUCAAGUGAAUCACGAAUCCACUUCUCUAUCUGUUGAGUCGAUACCACCAAUCAAGGAAGAAAGUGUGGAAGAAACACCAGUUCCAGAUGCUUCCAAGCUUCAGCCACCAGAGGAAACUGGUGCACAAAACCAAAACCCUAACCCUACCAGUAAUGAAGGAGGAGGAGAAGAAGGGUGGCAAGCGGUUCAAAGGCCAAGAUCAGCAGGUUCAUAUGGACGUCGGCUAAGACAGAGGAAAGCAGCAGCGGGUCUCAACAAGGCUUACGGCUAUCAAAAGAAAGGUCUACUUCAUGAGUCUGAAAAUGGAAUUGGAAGAAUUGUCAAAGGUUUGACAUACAGAGUUAAGUCCUCGGUGCUUGUACCUGUGGAAGAAACUACUUCUAAUUCUUCGUCAUCUGAACAAACAACAAAAGAAGUAUCAGUAGGACAUGUACAACAAACACAGAGAAGAUCCAUUGUUAGCAUCGGAAAAUCUCCUUCUUACAAAGAAGUAGCCUUGGCCCCACCAGGUUCCAUUUCUCUGUUGCAGGUCAGGGACAGGGAUGAUGACGUUAUUCCUGAUGAUAAGGAAAUCGAUAAUGGUAAGCACGAGGAAUCUGUUGUUAAAGAAGCAGAAGAAGAGAUUUCUGAGAAAGUGGAUACGAAAGAUGAAACAAAAGAAACUCAUUUAGGAGAUGAUGUGUUACCUGCAAUUUCAGAUGUGGUGGAGGUUGAUAAGGUAAUAGACAAAAGUGUAAUAAUCGACAUGCCAAUUCCAAUUGUUCCCUCCAAUGCGAGUAUAGAGAUAGAGACAGAGACAGAAAAUGUAAAACCAAAUCAAAGUCAAGAAGCCCCAAACAAGAGGUUGUCUGCAUCCGCUACUCCAUUUAACCCAUCGCCACCUGCUGUUCGUGUUGCACCAAUGCCCAUGAACAUCGCUCUACCUCCUCCUGGGCCCACCCCAUGGCAAAUGAAUAUGACUCUUCACCCAAGACCACCUUCUUCGCCUCACUCACCCUACCCUACACCUCCACCUACAGGCACCCCCAAUAUGAUGCACCCACACCCAUUGCCUCUUAUGUACUCUCCUCCAUAUACACAAGCUCCAUCGUUAUCAUUACCCAUGCCCAUACCCAACACUAACACUACAUAUCCUGUAACCACCGGUCCCUUUCAUCCCAAUCAUUUCGCAUGGCAAUGUAAUAUGGGCGCUAAUGGGUUACAAUAUGUUACUGGGCCCGUUUGGUCAAACUGCCAUCCAAUGGAAUUCUCCAUCUCCCCACCAGCAGUAAGGCCGAUUUCUGAUCCAAACAUGGAGACCAAGCAGGUGUUUGAUGGAACUUUUCCUUCUCCUCCUAGUUUAUUGGAGGUUAACAAUGUGGAUGAAACUAAGCAAGAAGUGAGUCUUGAGAAAUCUAAUGACAUUGUAGGGGUUCAAAAUGGUUCAAAUCAUGGCCAAAGGGUUGAGAAUGAGAAGACUUUUAAUAUAUUGAUAAGGGGGAGAAGAAACCGAAAACAGACUUUGAGGAUGCCCAUUAGUCUGCUCAACAAGCCGUAUAACUCUCAGUCUUUCAAAGUCAUAUAUAGCAGAGUCAUUAGAGGAAGUGAAGCUCCAAAGUCUAGCACCAACCUUUCUUCUCAACCUACUGCUACUGCUACAUAA
Lactuca saligna is the source of this 5510-nucleotide messenger RNA. NCBI's taxonomy places the organism in Eukaryota, Viridiplantae, Streptophyta, Magnoliopsida, Asterales, Asteraceae. The record is from the annotation of a GenBank genome assembly.